This is a messenger RNA of Mauremys reevesii (Reeves's turtle), 2301 nucleotides long. RefSeq names its product abhydrolase domain containing 17B, depalmitoylase (gene ABHD17B). Gene Ontology annotation, cellular component: endosome membrane; plasma membrane. Gene Ontology annotation, biological process: protein depalmitoylation; proteolysis. NCBI's taxonomy places the organism in Eukaryota, Metazoa, Chordata, Testudines, Geoemydidae. Gene Ontology annotation, molecular function: serine-type peptidase activity; palmitoyl-(protein) hydrolase activity. The record is from RefSeq and is a predicted model, not a curated record. The transcript has 4 exons. The coding region runs from base 147 to 1013 and encodes 288 amino acids.
GACAGAGCCAAGCGGAGCCGUUACUCAGCACGUCCCCGGCGUUCGAACGGCGGCGGUUGGGGGGGGCCUGACGGGGCCGCAGCCCCCAGAGGGAGCCGGACGCGGCCGCGCUACAGGACCAACGUCAGACGGAGGCAGAAUAGAAGAUGAAUAAUCUUUCCUUUAGCGAACUGUGUUGCCUGUUCUGUUGUCCACCAUGCCCAGGGAAAAUUGCUUCCAAACUGGCAUUUUUACCUCCCGAUCCUACUUACACACUAAUGUGUGAUGAGAGUGGUAGUCGCUGGACUCUACAUCUUUCUGAACGAGCAGACUGGCAGUACUCCUCUAGAGAAAAAGAUGCCAUUGAGUGUUUCAUGACUAGAACCAGCAAAGGUAACAGGAUUGCCUGUAUGUUUGUGCGUUGCUCACCUAACGCCAAAUAUACUUUGCUCUUCUCACAUGGAAAUGCUGUUGACCUAGGUCAGAUGAGCAGUUUUUACAUAGGACUGGGUUCACGGAUUAACUGCAACAUAUUCUCAUAUGAUUAUUCUGGAUAUGGCGCAAGUUCUGGGAAACCAACAGAGAAGAACCUGUAUGCUGACAUUGAUGCUGCUUGGGUGGCUCUUAGGACAAGGUACGGAAUCCGCCCUGAAAAUGUGAUUAUAUACGGCCAAAGUAUAGGAACAGUACCUUCUGUGGAUCUCGCUGCUCGGUAUGAGAGUGCUGCUGUAAUUCUUCAUUCUCCUUUGACCUCGGGAAUGCGAGUAGCCUUUCCUGAUACAAAGAAGACCUACUGCUUUGAUGCAUUCCCAAACAUUGACAAAAUUUCUAAAAUAACAUCGCCAGUGUUAAUAAUCCAUGGGACUGAAGAUGAAGUAAUUGACUUUUCACAUGGUUUAGCAUUAUUUGAGCGUUGCCAGAGACCUGUAGAGCCACUGUGGGUAGAAGGAGCAGGCCAUAAUGAUGUGGAGCUUUAUGGACAGUACCUUGAACGAUUAAAACAGUUUGUAUCACAGGAACUGGUGAAUUUAUAAAGUACUUUAUAUAUUUACAUGCUUUUUCAUUUCACUGCAGAACUGCACACUUUGAUAAAUACUAACAUAAAACCUGAAGGUUUUGUUUUCAAAUCAUGUCAGUUGCCUUCAUAAAUGUACAGGUAAUGAUUUGUGAACAUAAUUAAUGAAGGUUUUAAUACCAGUAUUAUAAACUGGAAUAACACGAUCAUGCAGUUCAGCUUCUGUAGUUCGUAUACUAUGUGUGAGUUUUUUUUCUUUUUAGAUGUACAAAAUAUCACAAGGAGUACUGUAUGAAAUUUUAAUUAUGUAAAAUCAGAUGCUGUAAAAGUGUUGCCAAAUGCUUUAGCAUAUCAAACAAAUUUAUAAAUAUUUUUUAAACAUCUCAAAAUGUACUGUGACUUAUUCUAUUGCACAGGUGUACACUAAAAAUCAGACUUCUAAACAGCUGUACUUGUAAAAAUACCAAUAGCCAUGAGAUAUAAGCAAAUAUGUAAUGAAAACAUAGACGCUCACUGGAAUUGGCCCAGGCCCUGUUUUAUAGGGAGCGGGUCAAAACAAGCUUUUUUUUUUUGUGCUACCGUGCAUUAUAUCUGAUGUCUUGUGGUUCAUUUGUUUUGUUUUUGUUUUUUAACUUGGAAGAUGAGGUUUAAAUCUGCCCACUCAUCUAUUCCUUAGCUAAACAGGUUAUUCUGUAAAAUUAAGUCCUAAAAUACCACUGUUAUAACAAACUUCAUUCACAUGCUCACUACUGAGGUAUAACUAAAUAUUUUAGUGGUUUAUUUGAAACCAGUAAGGUAUUUAGAGCUAGUUUUAAAUGUCAAUUCUAUAGAGAUGCAGUAUAUGGAUAGAAAGAAUCCUGGAAGUUUUGUCUAACUUUGUAAUGAACAAAAUGCGAGCUUGCCGUUGUCAGUUCAGGUUUACUUUUGGGUGUUUAUGAGCCUGCAACCUAUUGUUUUUAUUACUGUAUGAGAAUUUUACUAAUCUGCUCCUGAACAGUGAAGGAGAAUGUUGACACUUUUUUUGUAUUAACUCAUAGUGAAAUAAAUUUUGUAAGUUGCCUUUCCCUUGAAUGAGUUUUGCUUGAAUAAAACUAUGAAAGAUAAUGACAAACUUAAAAUUAUAUGUAGCCUAAUUUGUAAACCUAGUAAUAUUCCAACAAUACACACUGUGCUUCUAAUUUUAAGGCCUUAUGUAGUUCUGCUUGUUUUUGUGAUUGUCCAAGACUACUGUGUAAUUAAAUGUAUUAUCAAAUAUUGUGAAUGAUUUGGUUCAGAUGUGUUAACUAACAGUAAAUAAUAUUACACAA